Rubroshorea leprosula is the source of this 2496-nucleotide messenger RNA. The record is from the annotation of a GenBank genome assembly. Lineage: Eukaryota; Viridiplantae; Streptophyta; Magnoliopsida; Malvales; Dipterocarpaceae.
ACUAUUGUGCUUUUCCAAAUGAAUCCCUUUAAGGCCCUUGGACCGGAUGGUUUUUCACCUGGUUUCUUCCAAAAUUUCUGGGAGAUUGUUAAGGAAGAUGUGGUAGCCCCAUGCUUAAGUUUUCUCAACUGUGGAGGAGCAUUACCUGCUGAUAUGAAUUUCACCCAGAUUGUGCUCAUUCCUAAACGAGCUGGACCGAAGAGCAUGACUGAUCUACGCCCUAUUAGUUUAUGCAAUGUUGUCUACCGUAUCCUGGCUAAAGUCCUAGCAAAUCGGUUUAAGCAGGUGCUGCAGCAUGUUAUUUCUAUGGAGCAGAGCGCCUUCCUUCCUAAUAGAUUAAUUACUGACAAUGCUAUGAUUGCCUUUGAGAUCCUACAUUUUAUGCGUAAUAGAAGACGUAGCAAAAAGGGUUGGCAAGCAGUGAAAUUGGAUAUGAGUAAGGCUUUUGAUCAAGUGGAGUGGCCUUACCUUGAGCAGAUCAUGAUCCUUCUAAACGACGUGUCAUUUGAAAGGGUGAUCCCAUCGAGAGGGUUGCGCCAAGGGGACCCAUUGUCACCUUAUCUGUUUAUCCUCUGCGCAGAAGGCUUCACAGCUAUGAUAAAGGAAGCUGAAAGGCAAAAGCUACUGCAUGGGGUAAGAAUUUGCGGACAAGCUCUGACAGUUUCUCAUCUUUUCUUUGCGAAUGACAGCUUUCUAUUUCUUAGAGCAACUGAAACUGAAGCCAAAACUCUGCUGACAACUGUCCAGGUCGUGGAUCCUUGGAAUACUGGGGAUGAAGGAGUUAGAACAAGCAGGGAAGUAUUUGGGUUUUCCAACACAUAUAGGUCUCUCCCUACCUAUAUUAUGGGGCUCUUUUGUCUUCCUCUCACAUUAUGCACGGAGUUGGAGAACAUAAUGAAUAAGUAUUGGUGGGGAGGAGGAGACGAUGUUCACACAAUCCAUUGGAUGGGGUGGAAAAAACUAGCCUUACCAAAGAAAUAUGGUGGAUUGGGUUUUCGGGCUCUUCAUGAAUUCAACAUUGCAAUGUUGGCUAAGCAAGGUUGGAGGAUGCUGGUUAACACUGAAUCACUAGCAGCAAAAAUGUUAAAAGCUAGAUACUUUCCCCACAGUGACUUCUUAAACUCAGAACUGAAGCCCACAUCAAGUUUGAUAUGGAGAAGCAUCUGGUCUUCCAAGGAAUUGCUUAAGCAGGGCUAUAGACGAUUGAUUGGUGACGGUCGAAGCACACUUAUAUGGGACCACCCUUGGCUUCCUGGUGAUACUCAUGGUCUAAUCCAAUCCUUGCGACUAGAGGGAUCUGAGCUUAUGUAUGUGAGUGAUCUUAUAGAUGAGAAUACCUGUACAUGGAGGCGAGACUUGGUUAUGGAAAAUUUCAACCCCCAUGAAGCACAAUUAAUAAUGUCGAUACCAUUAAGCUGGAUGAGGAGGAACGAUGGCUGGACAUGGCUUUUCACACAAGAUGGGAAUUACUCAAUUCGAUCUGGAUAUCAUCAGGCUAUCCGAAUGCGAAGACCCCCCACUGACCCCUCUAGUUCUUCCACUUCAUUUCGAGGAAGUCGUCUGUGGUCUCUAAAUAUUCCAGAGAAAAUUCGCCUACUAGUUUGGAGUGCAUAUAGGGACAUUCUUCCUACUAUGGCAAAUUUGCGACAGAAAAGGAUAGCUGUGGAUCUUGAGUGCCCAAUGUGCCACAUGGAUACUGAAACUGCUGCUCACUAUUUUAUGACUUGUCCUGUGGCUCGAGCAGUGUGGUUGGGUUCCCCUCUAACUCUUAGAGUUUUAGAGCUCCAUGUAGACAACUUUGCAAACUUCUUUGAUGCUUUGCUAGUCAUUUUGGAUUCCGAGAAACUGAACCUCUUUUGGCGAGGGGCUGCCAGUGUACAGAGGCGGAGUGAAACGCAAUGGAGACCACCUGAUGCGGGAUUUGUAAAGAUUAACGUCGAUGGAGCAAUUUCUGCGCAGCAGGAAAUUUAUGGCUCGGGUGCUGUGGCUCGCAACUCAUCAGGGGAGGUGGUAUCUACCAUGAUGUCUAAGGAACAGGGGUUGGUCUCGGCUGAGGUAAGUGAAGCAUGUAGCCUGCGAAAAGUUUUGAAAUGGACGAAAGACCUUAUGCUCAACAAGGUUGUUGUGGAGACUGAUUGCGCAAGCAUCGUCACAGCAAUCAAUUGUGAGACUUACUGCUUCAACUCUAGCCUUGGACAUAUUCUAAUGGAUUGUCGAAAUGUCAUGGCCUCUUUCACCAUCUGCUGCCUACAACAUAUUGGUCGCAAUGGGAAUUCCGUAGCACACGAACUAGCAAGAAGGGCGCUCCAAGCAGAGGAUGAUCCAAUCUGGUUUGGGAAAACACCAGAGUUUAUUGCACAUCUUGUAACAAGCGAGCGGGCACUUGAUCAAUUUUGUACUAAUCCUGUUACUCAUAAUUACGAAUAAAAGUGCGCAUAAUUAUUAUAAAAAAAAAGUCAGUAAUUUUAUAUAAUCUAAUAAAUAAAAGUGUAUGAA